AUGGCCCAGCAUGAGAAUGUGCCCAGGCGCAACGAUGCCAUAUACGAUAUCAUGCCUAAGGAAGAUCAUAUAGUCAAGAUUGAGUUCCUCGAGAUUGCGCCGACGCCCAUUAUCGUCGACCGUAUCUUCUUUAUCUACCUGCGCGGUUAUCUGCCUGAAUCCAUAAAGAAAGAGCUGGCACUUCUAGGCGAUAGCCCUGUUAAUGCAACCCUCCUAGUGAGCUCCUCUGCCGUCUACACGGAUGGUAGUCACGAAAAGGAGGGCCCCAUUACAUGGCCGCUGAGGACUGCGCCUUUCAAUGAUUUGGCUCACCUUGUUAUCCGAGAUGCCCGUGGCAUUCAAGUUGGCUACUUGCCUAGUAGCGACCGCACGAAUGAGGAUAUAGGAUCAACAGAUUUGGAGACCAGCAAACUAGCUCCUGGAUAA
This is a messenger RNA of Aspergillus nidulans FGSC A4, 426 nucleotides long. RefSeq lists its product as uncharacterized. NCBI's taxonomy places the organism in Eukaryota, Fungi, Ascomycota, Eurotiomycetes, Eurotiales, Aspergillaceae. The record is from RefSeq and is a predicted model, not a curated record. The coding region runs from base 1 to 426 and encodes 141 amino acids. The transcript has 4 exons.